This is a messenger RNA of Tarenaya hassleriana, 1979 nucleotides long. Its product is annotated as pyridoxine/pyridoxamine 5'-phosphate oxidase 1, chloroplastic. Lineage: Eukaryota; Viridiplantae; Streptophyta; Magnoliopsida; Brassicales; Cleomaceae. Gene Ontology annotation, biological process: pyridoxine biosynthetic process. Gene Ontology annotation, molecular function: pyridoxamine phosphate oxidase activity; NAD(P)HX epimerase activity; FMN binding. The transcript is spliced from 15 exons. Bases 33 to 1616 code for a protein of 527 amino acids. The record is from RefSeq and is a predicted model, not a curated record. Gene Ontology annotation, cellular component: mitochondrion.
AGAAUUUCGAAAAAGGAAAUUUGAGGUCAGUGAUGUGCAAGAGCAGAAGAAUGAUAUGUUCUCUUCUCCAAUCACUCGCCCUCUCUCCGAAGCCUGCCUCGUCUCUCCAGAAAUCUCUCCCGUCUCUCUCCAACUUCCCCCUCCCAUCUCAGGGCUGUCAUCUCAGUUCGGUUUCAGUUCCUUCCCGAUUCCGGACAUUCUGUUCCAAAUCCAUUGGAAGCAUGCAGAACCCAGAAGCCGUGUCUUAUCUUAUGCAGCGAGAAGCCGCCGAGAUCGAUGAGACCCUGAUGGGUCCUCUUGGUUUCAGCGUUGAUCAGCUCAUGGAAUUGGCUGGGCUAAGUGUAGCAACUUCAAUCGCAGAGGUUUAUAAACCGAAGGAUUAUAACCGAGUUUUAGCAAUUUGUGGUCCUGGCAACAAUGGCGGUGAUGGACUCGUAGCAGCAAGGCAUCUUUACCACUUCGGAUAUAAACCGUUUAUCUGUUAUCCUAAACGUACAUCAAAGCCGCUUUAUACUGGACUGGUCACUCAGUUGGAGUCACUUUCAGUUCCUUUCUUGUCUGUCGAUGAUCUGCCAGAGGACUUGUCAAAGGAUUUUGAUGUUGUUUUGGAUGCAAUUUUCGGGUUCUCAUUUCACGGUGCACCAAGGCCUCCUUUUGAUGAUCUGAUACGGAGAUUGGUGAGCUUGCACAAUCGUGACCAGACACUCCAAUCACACCCGGUCAUCGUCUCCGUGGAUAUUCCAUCUGGGUGGCAUGUUGAAGAAGGAGAUGUUGAAGGUGGAGGAAUUAAACCUGAUAUGUUGGUUUCCUUGACUGCUCCAAAACUAUGUGCAAAGAGAUUUUGCGGUCCCCAUCAUUUUUUGGGUGGAAGGUUUGUUCCACCUUCUGUUGCAGAAAAGUAUAAGCUACAGCUUCCUGGUUACUCGGGGACAUCAAUGUGCGUUAGAAUUGGUAAACCUCCCAAGAUCGAUAUUUCUGCCAUGAGAGAGAACUAUAUCUCUCCAGAGUUGCUGGAGGAGCAGGUUGAAGCUGAUCCUAUUUCUCAGUUUCGUAAAUGGUUUGAUGAGGCUGUUACUGCUGGAUUGAGAGAAGCAAAUGCUAUGGCUUUGACUACUGCUAACAAGGACAUGAAACCCUCGUCAAGAAUGGUCCUGCUGAAAGGAUUUGAUGAGAAUGGAUUUGUCUGGUUCACCAAUUACGAGAGUAGAAAGGGUUCUGAUUUAUCAGAAAACCCUUUUGCUGCGCUUCUUUUUUACUGGGAUAGCCUUAAUCGGCAGGUGAGAGUUGAAGGGCCUGUUGAGAAACUACCCGAGGAAGAAUCUGAGAAGUACUUCCAUAGCCGUCCUAGGGGAAGUCAGAUCGGAGCAAUUGUUAGCAAGCAGAGUUCGGUUGUUCCUGGAAGGCAUGUUCUAUACCAAGAGUACGAAGAACUGACGGAUAAAUAUUCAGAUGGAAGUUUGAUACCAAAACCAAAAAACUGGGGAGGAUACAGACUUAAACCAGUCCGGUUUGAGUUUUGGCAAGGGCAGCCGUCUCGUCUGCACGACAGAUUGGAGUACGCCCUUCAAGACGCUGACAGGGAACCAGCGUGGAGAAUUCAUCGGUUGGCUCCAUGACUAGUAUCUAUCUGCAACUUCUUCCCCGUGAAAUCUGCCAGGUCUCUUACCGAGCUAUCGGACUACAACCCAACUCAAGGUAUGUGUUAUUAUUCCUCCGGAAAAAGUCGGUUAUAAGGGUGAAACUUGCAUUAAGAUCUCAUAGAAGAAGAAUAAGGUUUGUGUCUGUUGUUGUGUGAGAAUGGUCGAAAGACAAACUGCUCGUGACAUCAACUCCUUUGCUUUGAAGUCAUGAUCUGUCACAGUUCUCAUAGUUGUAGAAGCCAUGUUAAAACCACCAAAAUGCAAACACAACAGCACGAAAUAGAUUUGCCCUAAAACCGUCCUGUACCUAAGGUUGGUUCAAUUUCGGUUUUCGGUUUU